GAGUUGGUCAGUCAACCUGAAACCGUCCUCUUCUACCCUUCGCAAAAGGUAGCAGAGCAGCGCCAGCUUACCAUAAUUGGUGUUGCCAAUGAUGCUGGUGAGAAUGUCGGGCUCAUUCCUGGUAUUGCUUGCAACAAGUUCCCUCCUUGGAUGAACUAUGCCUCACAAAUAAUCACCUUGUUUCCUGAGAGAGUUCUAGAAAUGCCAGACUUCGACU
Molecule: messenger RNA, 217 nt
Organism: Dovyalis caffra
Lineage: Eukaryota; Viridiplantae; Streptophyta; Magnoliopsida; Malpighiales; Salicaceae
Source: the annotation of a GenBank genome assembly